AUGUUGCUCACUCUCGGACCAGCACAAACAGAUUUUGAAUUCAAAGUUCCUCAUGGUUUCGCUUCGCCACCGCCGUCUUCCAGGUCCCCUUCCCUUCUCUCCAACGGUGGCAGCUCAUAUCAUCCCUUACCGGCGAAGAGAACCUCCGACAUGAGCACGCAUCGAGGGUUGCCGCCUCCGAUAGGCAUGGCAUUGCCGGAUCCAAGUCGAGGACCCCCUCCUCCUGCUCUACCACCAUCUCUUGGUCAGAUGCCCGCACCGCCGUCCCAGUGGCAGGGCGCGGAAGAGUCAAUGCGGAACUGGCUCACUGCAAAAGCCGAAGAAGAGCGUAGGCGGCAAGAGGAGGAAAAGACACGCCAGGAGAACCUACGACUGGAGCAACGGAAGAUUGAGCAUGCGAUGUUGAGAGAUUCGAUGCAAGGGGGUGUGCCGGCUCAUCUGGUUCCCAUGAUCUUCGCGGGUAUUGGAGGCGCCAAUCUUGCCAACGUCAGUUUGGAUUGGUUGCAACAGUAUGCUACUCAGCUUCAAGCUUCGCAGCAACAGCAACAGCAAGUAGCUGCUCAAACACAACCGAUUUCUCCAGACAGUCGGAGGGAGCCCCGACUGAUUAAUCCUCCACCUCCACCACCGAGUUAUCCAAUAGCGCCUCCGGUAGUGAUUCCUCACAAUCCCCAAGCUGCUCAGCCAGGAUCCUUCUCUCCAUACCCAUCCAGCACCCUCUCUCCGAGAAGUAGAGCUCAAGUUGCGCCGACAUCCGCUCCUCGCCCGCCACCUCCGCCUCAGUCCGCUCUCCCGCGGCUGACAACGGGAGAUAUUCAGAUUCAAAAUCCUCCAACAAGCCAGCACCAUGUACCUCACACCGCGCAUCCUUUACAGUCCGAGCCGCCGUCUUCAUCUCCAUCGAUCUAUUUCCACCAUUGGGUGCCGCCUACCACGCAAGGUACAAGCGGAAACGUUCCCAAUACCCCAUCAGACUAUUCCGCUUCGCCCAGGAAAAGGAAAUCCCAAGGCCCCCAUCCUCCACCUCCUCCACCUACCUCCAUACCCCAAUAUACUUCUCCUUCAUUUUCUCAUGGGUCUUCAGCUGCCUCUACGCCGGGACGCAGAGGUCACGGAAGAAAUCGAUCGGACGCCUCCCGUGGCGAGUUCGCCGGACGAGUGGGUACCGGGAGUCGGCCCCACACGGCUUCAAGCGUGGCCGAGAGUGGCUUCUUCGCUGAGCCCUCAUCAGAAUUUACCCGAAGACGAGAAAGAAGCGAAAGUGGAAGUCAAGGGAGCCGCAGUGAAGCGGAGAAGAGACGUAAAGUGAACAUUCCGACCGGUUCGGAAGAGCGGGGGAGGGGGAUUGCAUAG
Molecule: messenger RNA, 1353 nt
Organism: Eremomyces bilateralis CBS 781.70
Lineage: Eukaryota; Fungi; Ascomycota; Dothideomycetes; Eremomycetales; Eremomycetaceae
Exons: 2
Coding region: 1-1353 (450 amino acids)
Source: RefSeq, a predicted model, not a curated record